Messenger RNA from Paramuricea clavata, 453 nucleotides. The record is from the annotation of a GenBank genome assembly. Lineage: Eukaryota; Metazoa; Cnidaria; Anthozoa; Malacalcyonacea; Plexauridae.
AUGCACAACGAAGAGGUUCUUGAAGACGUAAAGGCUGCGGAUAUCACAGAUGCUAAAUGUAUAACGCAACACCCAGGAUUUAAUUGCUUUUGUUUGCAAAAGUGGAGUUUAAAGAUGUCUGCAGAUGGCUAUAAAACCAAAAGUAAAGCCAGAUAUCGCCAACUGGAGGGAGAGAACAGGUUAGAACUGCAUUGAUUGCUCAACUACUUGUGAUAUAUAAUAUUACCAGAAAUAGUAAAAGACAAAAUCAUUUUGUACUGGCAUUUAAUAAAUUGUUGCCCUGUUUCUAGAUUCCUGCGCAGUGUCUCGUACAGAGGAUUUACGAGGAUGGUUUAUCGAUUCCUCGGAAAUAAAAGGAUACCUCUGCCAGCAUGUGCCUACAUGGCUAUUAGAAAAACAUUUCCUGUUAGUGAAAAAGAAGAAUUUACUGGCUAUGUUGAUGAAUCUGACUGA